Molecule: messenger RNA, 969 nt
Organism: Haemonchus placei
Lineage: Eukaryota; Metazoa; Nematoda; Chromadorea; Rhabditida; Trichostrongylidae
Source: the annotation of a GenBank genome assembly
UUACCACAUACGUCCCCAUCAUCGUCGGUGAGCACAGACGAGGAACCGCCAAUGAUGUUCGAUUCAAGAUUUGCAUUCCCUCAGUUGGCAGCACUAUUCCAACACAGUAUUGGACCCCCUGGACUAUUUGGAGCCGGGCUACCUUUCAUACCGUGGAUGAUGCCGACGUCUACCGCUGCUCCAUCCGUAUCCAGCACUGCCUCACCCAAGAUGAAAUCUGCACAAAAUCCUGGUCAGGUCAAAUUUGGACGUCCCGAAUGCCCCCCGAAAAGUGCACUAGGAGAAGCGAGCUCUCCAGAUUCCGAUAUAGAAGAGCAAGUAGAAGACUGUGGUGAUGCGCAAGGCAGUGAUGACGAAACAUCUUCGGAUCCAAGCAAUGUAAACCGGAAAAAGAAGACUCGAACGGUGUUUAGUCGGCAUCAGGUAUCUCAAUUGGAAAUGAUGUUCGAUAUGAAACGUUAUCUCAGCAGUCAAGAAAGAGCUCAUCUGGCUCAAAAACUUCAUUUAACCGAAACACAGUGUAUCUCUCUGCCAUUCGAGCUGGCUCCACCGAAUGAAAAAAUUGGUCUGAUUCUGGAACUGAAGUUCCAGAAUCAGACCAAGAAAGGCGCUUAUAAGACAAAACGAUUUGAAAAACGCUGCAAAAUGAAAAUACUACGUUCUGUACUACCCAUUUUCUUUCAGGUCAAAAUUUGGUUUCAAAACCGACGCAACAAGUUCAAAAGGCAGGCCGUAACCGAUGACCCAACUGCAGCUCUUCAAAUGCAUCGAGCAGGUCUAUUCGGGCAUUCACUGUCCACAUCUGAUAGGCUUCCCACGAUGUCGUCAAGCCUGUUAUCAAAUCCAGCUGGUUCAUCAUUAUCACUUCGCCCUUUGUCGAUGCCUGCAGUCAAUCCAGCAACAGCAGCUCGUUUCCUUUUCGGAACAUAUGGAGCCAUAGCAGCUGCUCAUGCGCAGCAGAUCAUCUGA